GAGAAUGCCACGUACUGGUUGACGUUGACAGACUGGCUGACACUUCCUGAUGCUGGUUCCUGGGCUUAGCUAGGCCGGCUAACAAACUAGAACUUCACGGUUCGGGGAAACCUGUGAAAACACAGCGUGGUGAAGUCGUCUGAUUCAGGCAGUGGGAACAACAGAGAUCAGACGACACCAUGAACGGCCAGCUGGACCUGAGCGGCAAGCUGAUCAUCAAAGCCCAGCUGGGCGACGACAUUCGACGCAUCCCUAUCCAUAAUGAAGACAUCACAUACGAUGAGCUGGUGCUGAUGAUGCAGCGUGUCUUCAGAGGCAAGCUGCAGAGUAACGAUGAAGUUACCAUUAAAUACAAAGAUGAAGAUGAUGACCUCAUCACCAUUUUUGACAGCUCUGACCUCUCCUUUGCAAUCCAGUGCAGUAGAAUACUCAAAUUGACAUUAUUUGUGAAUGGUCAGCCACGGCCUUUGGAAUCCAGUCAAGUGAAGUACCUGCGCAGGGAGCUCAUUGAGCUCAGGAAUAAAGUCAACAACCUCCUCGACAGCCUGGAGCCGCCCUUAGAGCCUGGAAUGACCUCCACAGCGCCUGAAAAUGAAUCAAUGGAUGGGCGUGAAGGCAAAGUUCUGGCGGCAGACUCAACAGUGAAACAGGCUCCUCCAGUCAGCGCAGCCAGCAUGUCGGCCUUUGACCCUUUAAAAAACCAGGACGAGGUCAACAAGAAUGUAAUCUCUGCUUUUGGGCUGAGCGAGGACCAGGCCCCUGUUGCUUCCCCUGCUGUUGCAACAGAAGAGCGCUCAGGGACUCCUGACAGCAUUGCUUCCUCCUCUUCUGCAGCGCCUCAGCCUGGAGUGCCCCCUCAGCCACAGGCUCCUUAUGUUGGGGUACAACAGGGACCCCCCGCUGGAGUUGAUGGUCAGGUGUAUCAGCAGUACCAGGCUCCAGGUGGAUACCCUCCUCAGCAGCCAGGUGCGCCACCGCAGCAGCAGUACGCCAUGCAGUAUCCUGCUGGAUACAGUUCUCAGCCUGGAGCCCCUCAACCUGGCCCUCAACAGCAGUUCCAGAACUACCCUCCUCCCUCCUCUCAGGCUCCUGGCCCCGGUCCGGCCCCAACUCCUGGCUUCCAGACCGGCCAGCAGCAGCAGCAGCCGCAGCAGCAGCCGCCACCUCAUCAGCCUCAGGGAGCUCAGCAGUAUCCACCCGGAGCCUUUGCUCCCCAAAACUAUACCUCCCAGGGCUCCCAGCCUGCCAACUACAGCAUGCCGCCGAGCUCCCAGCCUGGCUCAGGGUUUCAACCACGCCCGGGCUUCACCCCGCCGCCAGGCACUGCCGUCACUCCUCCGCCCGGCUCUGCUAAUCCCUACGCCCGCAACCGCCCCCAUUAUGGUCAGGGCUACACUCAGCCGGGGCCUGGGUACCGGUAAAAGAGGGCAGUAGCAGGAUUUAAUAAUCCCUCGCCCCAUCCUCCCCGUUAUGUGGCUCCAACUGUUUAAGGUGUGUGCAGGAAAAAAGGUCGACUGCUCUACAAAUAUCAAGUCCAAAUAUAAGAAAAACUGGCAACCCCUCCCUCCCUGUCUGAUGGUUAGUGUUCGUACACACCCCUCUGUUCUGGUCCUGAUGUUUGCUCCUCACCUUAUUUACCCCUCCCUCUGUUCUCCUGCCGCCUCCACCGGGUGUUCUGCCCCCCUGUGUCUGUCGUCUUAACAACAGACCCAGUCUGUAUGCGCACACCUGGGAGACCAAAACAUGCUGUUGCACAAGCUGUUCUUCGUCCUUUUCAUGAUAAGGUGUUGUUUUGCGAGUGGGAUCAGAAUUUGUGACAAAAUUCUUCAACAGCUUUGAGUUUACUCUGUAGGACACUAUCACGACAAACGUUAGCACGGUGUUUUUGUUUGUUUUAUUUUUUGAUUAACUUCACCACCAUGUUGGUAUUAAUAAUGUGUCUGCCCCAUGUUGGGAACACUAUAGCUACUGGUUUGGGUAAUGAAGGCUUUUAUCGUUUAGUUUCUUACCGUCGGUCACCUCCAGCACAGCUUGUAUUCCUUUCUUUCUUCUCACUGGUUUUUACUAAUGUAUAUCAAAUUAAAUUCCUCUCUCAAAUGAGAUUAGUUGUUCAUGUAUAAAUGUUAACAUUUCUUUUUUUUUGUUUGUUUGUUUCUUGAAUCGAAUAAAGAAUUGAGACCCA
Messenger RNA from Poeciliopsis prolifica (blackstripe livebearer), 2182 nucleotides. RefSeq names its product trafficking from ER to golgi regulator (gene tfg). The record is from RefSeq and is a predicted model, not a curated record. Bases 180 to 1421 code for a protein of 413 amino acids. NCBI's taxonomy places the organism in Eukaryota, Metazoa, Chordata, Actinopteri, Cyprinodontiformes, Poeciliidae. Gene Ontology annotation, biological process: endoplasmic reticulum to Golgi vesicle-mediated transport; COPII vesicle coat assembly. Gene Ontology annotation, cellular component: endoplasmic reticulum exit site. Gene Ontology annotation, molecular function: identical protein binding. The transcript has 8 exons.